Asterias rubens (European starfish) is the source of this 2187-nucleotide messenger RNA. RefSeq lists its product as uncharacterized. NCBI's taxonomy places the organism in Eukaryota, Metazoa, Echinodermata, Asteroidea, Forcipulatida, Asteriidae. The record is from RefSeq and is a predicted model, not a curated record. Bases 201 to 1955 code for a protein of 584 amino acids. The transcript is spliced from 19 exons.
GUCACUCGCGAUAGUGUUAACUCAAGAUGAAAAUGUUACUAGCUGUUGCAAAAGGAUGGUAUACAUUUAUGAACUGACGUUUCGACCCUUGUAGAGCCUUUCUCGAAGGAUAAAAGAAAGUAUUUAAAUCAGUAGCUCAGAAGCAGUGAAGUGGAAAGAAAUAUUUUAAGAGAUAUAAAAAGAAUUCUCGUCGGUGUGUAAUGUCUGCAACUAACCGUAUAACGCUCCAGCUACCAGCUACUAACAGACGGGUUGCAGUGGUUUCUCAAUAUGACCGGAAGAACGGAGGCUCGGCGGGUAGUCGACCAGGGUUGAACCGACGGAGGACCACUACUUCACUGACUGAAGAUGAGGUGGUCAAACCAGAGAGGCCUCCGGGACCCACGCCCUAUGACAGAUUCAAAUUAAAAGCCAAUGCUGUAAGAUGGUUGUGUAUGGCAUGCAUCAGCUACAUGAGGUCAGCUUCAGAGAACGCUCUGAAAGGCAGCCUCUUGGAAGUAGUCCAGACGAUAAUGGCAGAGGCAGAGAACGAAGCGAAACGGACCGGCAAUGAUGGGACGUUACCCCGCGGGAUCAUCAGCUCAGCCUACCCUGAUAUGACGUUUGAUGCCUCCGAAUAUCAGCGCUUUUCAAAGAGAGGGGAAGGAAUUCCCAAGAAAAUCAAGGAACUUCUAAUGCUACCAGAAGAGGAAAGGACCAAGGAACAAAUAGAAAAUAUUGUGAGAAGUAUGCAACAUGUUGAGGAAUUUGCCAAAUACCCUCCUGAGGUUCAGAAGAAAAUGUGUGAAUACGCCUGGUAUGAUGAAUAUGGCCCUAAUCGUGUCGUCAUCAAGGAGGGCCAGGAGGCUGAAGGAGUGUACAUCGUUCUCUCUGGAAGUUUAACGGAAACUCUUGCAGGACAAUCAUACUUGCUGAAUAAGGGAGAUAAAUUUGGGGAGGUGGAUUUAAUACGAGGAAGUAAAAGAACGAGUACAGUGAUGACCAAGAACAAGGUGGAGAUGUUUUGCCUUCAUUCGGAGGACUAUGCUGAAGUAUUUGACACCAAGCUGAAUAUCAAACCAGAGGCGUGUAUAGAAUACUUAGGCACAAUACCAGUGUUCCAGAUGUGGGGCGGUCUGGAUAAACUCCUAGACUCACCAGUCAACUGGGGCAUUCAGAACUACAGACCUGGUCAGGUAAUUGUUCCGGACAGUAACAGCAAUGAUUGGAUUUAUGUGGUCAAAUCAGGAACGUGUGACGUUCUAAAGCGACUGGUACCCGGCGUGUGCGCCCUUGAUCCAACCAAGCGGUAUAACAAGGAGUAUAAGAAAGCUAUGGGGGCCAUAGAGAUGAGUCGGGUACAUGACAACAAGAGACCAGGAGCUAAUCAGAAGGUUAUACCACAGAUAAGAACACCUCAAGGCUCUGCGGGAUCAUUAUCGGCACCGGCAGGACGAGCCACCUUUUUGACGACGCCGACUGUGCAGAGUGCUGGGAGCAGUCCGUCCAAGCAGAGGACUCCAAUAUCUGGUAUUCCAGACAGCAUCGUUGAUAGACGACAGAAUCUUAAACCAGGAAUGUGGACCGAGUCACUGAGCAAGAAACCUAGAAAGAUGAAGGAAAGUGGAGGGAUGAAUGGCUGCAUCAAGCGAGGGAGUGAACCAGAUAUUCCCUACUGUGUACGUGUAGCUGAACUCGAGGCAGGAGAUGUAUUUGGAAUGCUGACAAUACUGCCGUCUUUCAAAGAGACAAGCGUCAGUUUGGUGAGUCAAGGGGCAGAGGCAAUCAGGAUCAACAAAGCAUUCUUCGUAAAGUAUACGGAUGAAAGAGUCUUCACACAGAUUGAAAUGAGGUAUGAGCCGUACCCGACCCAGGAUGAGUGCCUGGAUGACCUUGAUUUGACCUCACAAUGGCAGAGAUUCAAAAUGAUAGAAGUCGAGCGGACCCUCCACCGAAUAGCCUCUGCUCCAAGAUGACAUCUGAAGGAUAGAAUGAUGUUAUCAAAAUUAUAUGUUCAACAUUUAUUGGGUUUGAAUCCCACCCGAGAAAUUUGUAUUGCUAACAGACAUCCGAGUCGGUGUAUAUGGGUAAAACCAAAAUGAAUAUUUAUAGAGCUAAAAUGCAGACAUAUAUCACCGGGCCUGUAUGCUUCGAUUUUAAAAGGGCAAGGGCACCAAGGCAUUUUCUCCUUGAUAAAGGGCACCCUGA